AUGUGCCGGACAUGCAAAGAUGUGGCCCUCAGAACCGACAAGAAUCAGUGUGCUGAGUGCAAUCGAGGAUUCUUGCUGGCCGAUGACUCGACCUGUCAGCCGAUCACUUGUGAAACUGGUCCUGGCGCGCUUUGCAAGAAGUGUCAGACGGCAAGGGAUCAGUGCUUGGAGUGCAAUCCUGGCUACCAGCUGACCGCAGAUUUUCAAUGCAGCCAAACGAAGAGAACGGCAAGUGAGCAAUGCCAGGAAUGCAGGCCUGGAUACUCGCUGACUGUGGACCACUAUUGCGAGCCGUUCGUGUGUGACGAGGGACCCGGUAUGCUUUGCAAACGAUGCUUGGAUUUGGAUAUGCGGACCGCGGAUGAUCAGUGCGCUGAGUGCAACCGUGGGUAUGCUUUGACAGAAGACUUGUCCUGUGCAAGCUUCACAUGCAGCACGGGACCUGGUGCUGCCUGUAAAGUAUGCACCGAUGCUGCAAAAGCCACUGGCAACAACCAGUGCCUCGAGUGCAACGCUGGAUACGAGCUCCUUGCGGAUGGCACAUGCCGGCAGUACAGUUGCCAGGUCGGCAUCGGAAGCAUGUGCAAGGCCUGCAAACACCCCAAACAGCGCACGGGUCAUGGUCAAUGCACGGCGUGCAACAAUGGGUAUAAGCUGAAUGAGGAAGGCUUGUGCAUCCUUCCACGGUGCAGUUCUGGCGAAGAUUCCAGCUGCAAGGUAUGCGGGUGGCUCUUUGUGCAAGACAUGCAGACCUUUAUUGCAGAGAACGGCAAGAAGUGCAGAGCUCAAAGCGAGCGAACUGGAGACAACCAGUGUGAGGAGUGCAAUGCUGGCCAUGUGCUCAACCAGGACGACUUCUCCUGUUCCAAGUACUUGUGCAGCAUGGGUCAGGGGCCGGCAUGCAAAACUUGCAGACCCCCUGGCGAGUUGACGGCUGAUGACCAAUGUGCUACUUGCAAUCCUGGGUAUGGACUGACAGCAGACUUUCAAUGCCAGCCCCUUCAUUGCGAUGAGGGCGAUGGCACGAAAUGUGCAGUUUGCAGAGAUAGACUGGACAGAACGGAGCCUGGACAGUGUCUCGCGUGCAACCCGGGCCACGAGUUGACUGCAGACUUCAAGUGCAAGCCAUUGGAAUGUGAGGUAGGUAAUGCCCUUACAGAUUGCAAGGCAUGUGCACCAGUUUCUGACCGGAAGGUCCGCAAUCACUGCUCUGAGUGCAAUACAGGAUCCGGCUUGGCUGGGGCCAAGUGCCAACCCCUCACAUGCAAGACAGGAUUGGGUCCCGCCUGCGAGGUCUGUCAGGCAAAGGGAGACAGGACAGACUUCAACCAGUGCAAAUCUUGCAACGCCGGCUAUUUGCUGGACGGCCAGCAACGUUGUCAACCUUUCCAGUGUGCUGCGGGUGAAGCGGACAAGUGUAAGACGUGCAGGCCACAGGAGGCAAGGACCGCGGAUGAUGAGUGCGAAUCUUGCAAUCAGGGAUUCUAUCUCUCCAACUCUGACGGCAGCUGGAAAUGCAAGGCUUACACGUGUGCUACAGGCAAGGGCAAGGCCUGCAAGGUGUGCCAAGAGCAGAAGGACAGGACAGAUAACGAUCAGUGCUCGGCGUGCAACGCUGGCUAUGAGCUCUUAUCCAAUGGUAAAUGCAAGCCAUAUGCAUGCAAGACCGGACUUGGAAUGGGAUGCAAGGUGUGCCAGGCCAUGGUAAAGCGAACGGCAGCGAACCAGUGCCAGCAGUGCCAUGAAGGCUAUUUCUUGGGAGACGACUCCAAGUGUCAUCGUUGGAAUUGUGAGGUAGGUGAUGGCAGUGCUUGCAAAGCCUGCUUUGUGCAGGGGCUGCGCACGGCCCACAACCAGUGCGCACUCUGCAACGCUGGAUACUUCAGGAACCAUGCAGAUCUUAGCUGUCAGCCCUUCACGUGCGAGGUGGGAAAUGGCACAGCUUGCAGCAGCUGUCUCCCACAGGGCCAGCGCACUGCCCAUGGGCAAUGCUCAGCAUGCAAUCCAGGCUAUGACCUCACAGACAAAGCAACAUGCCGACCCUAUGAUUGCUCGACUGGCGAUGGCACCACAUGUGCUAGCUGCAAGGAACAGUCUGACAGGAACUCAGACGGAGACUGUGCUGAAUGCAACCCUGGUCAUUUCCUGACACCUGCUUUUCCUUGCCAAGCUUAUGAGUGUAACCUUUUCGCAGCAACAGGUUGCAAGAGCUGCCGCCCACCAGACGAGCGGACUGCUCACAACCAAUGUGCGGAAUGCAAGUUUGGGUUCGAGCUGACAGAUAACUUUAUGUGCAAACCUCCGGAUUGCAGUGAAGGGUCUGGUCCAGGCUGCAAAAAGUGUGAUUCAGAGGGGGCUGAAUGCACUGAGUGCAACAGUGGCUACUACUUGACGGACGAGAAGCUGUGCCAGCCAUACACAUGCAGCACUGGCCCUCCGCCACUUUGCAAGACUUGCAGAGAUGCUGAAAACACAACUGCAGACAACCAGUGCAAGGAUUGUUCUGCCGGGCAUCAUCUUAGCAAGACCUUCUCGUGCAUACCUUACUCCUGUGCCAAAGGAGUUGGCGACAUGUGCAAGACGUGCAAGCCAGUCCAAGAACGGAUGAAAGAUGACGAGUGUGCUUCUUGCAAUCCAGGGUAUGAACUCACAGAAGCUGGUAUCUGCAAGCCGUUUGCCUGUUCGACCGGGAAUGGGUCGACAUGCAAGACGUGCCAAGAUCAGAGCAAGAGGACAGGCCACUUCCAAUGCGCAUCUUGCAACGAUGGCUACGCAUUGCAAGAGGAUCUGACAUGCAAGCGUGUAACCUGUGAAGUUGGUGACGGGGAGGCUUGCAAGGAAUGCGAUGACAGCCACCGGUGCGCAUCAUGCAAUGAUGGUUUUCAGCUCACCCCAGAGCGCACUUGUGAAGCUAUUCCAUGCGAAACCGGUGAUGGUGCGACAUGUUCCGCUUGCAUGGAACAGGAAGAGAGGACCAAAGUGAAUCAUUGUGCCAGUUGCAAUUUCGGUCACCGAUUGUCUGAAGGCACUUGUAAGCCAUAUAUUUGCAAAGAGGGGUACGGCGAUGCCUGCCGGACCUGCGUGCCUUUACUGGACAGAACCGAUGACUUCCAGUGCAGUGCCUGCAACCCAGGCUAUGUGUUGACGGACGGAAAGUGCGUCGGGUUCACAUGCUUGCCCGGCGACGGUCCGGGUUGCAAGGCUUGCAAAGAGCAGAGCGCAAGGACCGCAGAUGAUCAGUGCGGGGAGUGUAACCCUGGCUUCGGACUGACGGAGGAUUUCGGCUGCAAGGCCUUCGCCUGCAGCACAGGUCCUGGCACGGGUUGCAAGGCUUGUCGUGCCUCUCAGGCUCGAAGCGCUGAUGGUCAAUGCCUGGAAUGUAAUCCCGGGUAUUUCCUCACUGAUGACUUUACCUGUGCCCCGUUCCACUGUGAUGAGGGCGGCGGCGCUGCUUGCAAGACAUGCCGUCCCCUUGAAGAGCGCACGAAGAACGGCCAGUGCGCAACUUGCAACCCGGGCUUCAGCCUUCGGGAUGAUGGCACUUGCAGGCUCUUCACCUGCCGUGCUGGGCCAGGAGACAUGUGCAAAGUUUGCAGGGCAGUCGAGACCAGAACAGCGAGAGACCAGUGCGACAGCUGCAACAGCGGUUACUUCCUGGAUGAUGUCGCGCACUGCCGGCCAUAUAAAUGCAAGGAGGGCACCGGCGAUUGCAGGCGAUGUCUGGCCCAGAGCCGGCGCGUGGCACAGGAUCAGUGCAAAAGGUGCAACCCCGGCUUUGAACUGACUGAGCAAAGAAGUUGCCGAGCAUAUGGGUGUCGGCUGGGAUCCGAAACAAACUGCGCGGAGUGCUUGGAGCAGCCGCUGCGAAGUGGCGCAGACCAGUGCAAGAAAUGCUUGCCUGGGUACAGGCUUACGCACGACAUGGUGUGCGUCAAGCAUACUUGCGCUGUUGGCGAGGGGGCAGCCUGCAAGACAUGUGCUGAGCUCGCAGACAGGACCUUCGGCAACCAGUGCAGUGCUUGCAAUCCUGGUUUUGCAUUGGUCGACGGCAAGUGCAAAGAGUUAACCUGUUCGAUUGGGAGCGGCUCGCGCUGUCAAACCUGCAGACCUGCAGACAAGCGAACAGCACAUGACCAAUGUGCCGAGUGCAACCCUGGGUAUGGCCUGGACGAGUCCGGGAGCUGCUUCGCAUACCAGUGCACGACUGGCAAGGAUGAGAAGUGCAAGACCUGCAAAAAGUUCGAGCUGCGUACCGGCCACAAUCAGUGUGCAGAAUGCAAUGAAGGGUUUGGGCGCACCCCAAGCUCGUCAUGCGCAGCAGAGGAGCUGAAAUGGCUUCCCCGCUUCAGCGCUGUGAUGUACACCAAAGAGGUUGUGAAGAAGGUUUUCCGCGAGCUUGAUUUGAACGGUGAUGGCAAAAUCACUGCAGACGAGUUUAGCAAGAAAGAGGUGGACACAACUAUUGCAGAAGCCCUUGGCAAGCUGGCAAUGGACCGUUUCUUCGAGUUUCAGAAGGACCGCAGUCCGGGUGAUACGGAUCUGGCGGCUAUUGACAAGGUCUUCGAGAGGUUGGAUGAAGAUCACAAUGAGCUGUUGACAUUGCCUGAGUUCAAUGCUGGAGCCAGAAAUCGUGAGGUCAAGGCAAGUGAUUUGUUUCAGUCAGUUGACGCAGAUGGCGACGGACGCGUCUCUCGCAGUGAGUUCCUGAAGGCUUCACAGGGACCAACAGAGCUGCGCUCCAUGAACCAAGCUUUCCGAAGGGCGGACUCUGACAAGGACGAUUUCGUGUCCCAAGCUGAAUUUUUGCAAGAUGCACGCGCGCACUAUCCGGGCUCUUCUGCCGAUGAGUGGCUUGCAAAGUUUGCCAAGCUCGACCGGGAUGCUGAUGGAAAGCUUUCCAGAAUAGAGUUUCAGUCUUCGGAGCAUCAUCAACAAGCGACGGCACAAACCUCCCUCCUUCAAACAGACAGCGCCGACGACAGCACGGCAGAGACGGAUCCAGAGCAAGGCAGUAACGGCUUUGGGCAUCACAACAACCUUCUGCAGGUUUUCGGUUCAGAUGGGAUUGGCCUGAGAGGACGACCUCAAAGAUUUGCACCUGCAUAA
This is a messenger RNA of Symbiodinium pilosum, 5106 nucleotides long. The record is from the annotation of a GenBank genome assembly. NCBI's taxonomy places the organism in Eukaryota, Dinophyceae, Suessiales, Symbiodiniaceae.